GCACGCCUGUACAAAGGCAAACAUCUUCCCGCGAAGAAGCUAUUUCAGUCAAAUUUAUCGACCUUGAACUUGAAGACAGCCACCAACACUCGUGAAAAUCUCGUGAAAAGCGCCGCCAUGAAGUACAUUCUCGUAACCGGAGGCGUUAUCAGCGGAGUUGGGAAAGGUGUGAUUGCCAGCUCCUUCGGGACGUUACUCGACUGUGUUGGGAUUCCCGUGACAUCGAUUAAGAUCGAUCCGUACAUCAAUAUCGACGCUGGCACCUUUUCGCCCUACGAGCAUGGCGAAGUUUACGUUUUGGACGACGGCGGUGAAGUGGAUUUGGAUUUGGGCAAUUACGAGAGAUUUUUGGAUGUGACGCUGCAUCGCGACAACAACAUUACGACGGGAAAAAUUUACAAACAAGUCAUCGAAAAGGAACGUGAGGGAAGUUAUUUGGGCAAAACCGUGCAAGUCGUGCCACAUAUCACGGAUGCGAUUCAGGAAUGGGUUGAACGAGUUGCCAAACAGCCUGUCAAGGGAAAAAAUACGCCACAAGUGUGCAUUGUCGAGCUGGGCGGCACAAUUGGUGAUAUCGAAGGCAUGCCCUUCGUCGAGGCAUUUAGACAAUUUCAGUUCCGGGUAAAACGCGAGAAUUUCUGUGUCGCGCACGUUUCGUUGGUGCCAUCGCCUCGUUCGACGGGCGAACCGAAGACAAAACCCACACAAGCCUCGGUCCGGGAACUUCGUGGUUUGGGCUUGAGUCCCGAUUUGAUCAUGUGUCGCUCGGAAAAGGUCAUCGGACAAGAGGUUAAGGAGAAAAUCAGUAAUUUUUGUCACGUGGCGCCCGAACAAGUCAUCUGCAUUCACGACUUGGCCUCAAUUUAUCACGUGCCCUUGCUGAUGGAAGCGAAUGGCGUCAUAGAUUUCCUUAACGAACGCCUACAGUUGAACAUUAAAGUGCCGCGACCCAAUCGAAGUCUUUAUAAAUGGCGCGAUUUGGCGCGACGUGCCGAAAAUCUCAACAAGGAAGUAAAAAUCGCGCUCGUUGGCAAAUACACGAAACUCGAGGACGCCUAUGCGUCAGUUGUAAAGGCCUUGCAACACGCAAGCAUCACGGUCGGAUACAAACUAAGUCUGAAAUUCAUCGAGGCGUGUCAUUUGGAGAGAACUACAAAAACGGACAAUCCUGCUUUGUAUUACGAGGCAUGGGGACAACUUACAGCAAGCGAUGGGGUAAUUGUGCCCGGUGGCUUUGGACAACGCGGGAUCGAGGGAAAAAUUCGGGCAUGUCAGUGGGCGAGAGAGAAGAAAAAACCGUAUCUCGGGAUUUGUUUGGGACUGCAAGCUUCCGUAAUAGAGUUUACGAGAAAUGUUUUGAAACUCGAGGGAGCGAAUUCGACAGAAGUUGACCCGAAAACGCCGCAUCCGGUGGUUAUAGAUAUGCCGGAACAUCAUCCAGGGCAGAUGGGUGGCACGAUGCGCUUGGGCAAACGUACGACACUUUUCAGAUACGACAGUGUGAUACGCAAGUUGUACGGCGGCACUGAUAAAGUCGACGAGCGUCAUCGACAUCGUUACGAGGUGAAUCCCGAUUACGUGGAAAAAAUGGAGGAAAAAGGCUUGAUGUUCGUGGGGCACGAUGCUGAUCAAAAACGCAUGGAAGUCGUCGAGCUCAAAGAUCAUCCGUAUUACGUGGGCACGCAAUACCAUCCGGAAUAUUUGUCGCGUCCCCUGAAACCUUCUCCGCCAUUCCUCGGACUGAUUCUCGCGUCAGUGGGUCGCUUGCCGUCGUACCUUAAUCAAGGUUGCAAAUUUUCGCCACGACACUCGAGUGACGAUUCUGCAUCGGAAGACGAAAGUCGGCAGCGGCUCCUCAUGCCGAAUGUCGAAAAACUCCGCAUCAAUGGGAACGGAUAUUUGCACGAAAUUAACGGCAUUGUCGAUCGUUCCUCAUCGAGUGCAGUAAGUGCCAAUAGUUCUGACGAAUUAGCUAAUUAAGUGACGUGAAUGGAACGGAAAAUCGCUCUACUUAGCUUGUAAGCCUAAAUUGUUUUUAGUUUAAAAAAAUUCUAUUAGAUAAGGAAAAAUUGUAUCAAAUAUCCGUUACUUAAAAAAAAUUAAAAUAAAAAUAUCUUCCAUAAAAAAAAUCACAGCUGAUCGCUUUGAAGAUCACGUCAGCUUUAAAAAAAAAAAAUAUUUACUUAAAAAAUUGCUCUUGCUCUAAUGACGCAAUAAAAAAAUGUAAACAAAUUUAUCUCAGAUUACAAAAAAAAAAUUAUCAUAGAGCAAUAUAAAAAAAUGAACGAUGAUUUUAAAUCAAAGUUUGAUAAAUAAAAAAAAAAUAUGAUAAGACGCGAUUCCAAUUUAUAGAAAGAAAAAAAUCUCUAUUUUGUUAAGAAAAAGUUUGAGACUUUGUUAAAAAAAAUUAAAUAAAAAAGUAGCAC
Culicoides brevitarsis is the source of this 2426-nucleotide messenger RNA. It is a transcript of the gene Ctps, whose product is annotated as CTP synthase. The record is from RefSeq and is a predicted model, not a curated record. Gene Ontology annotation, biological process: CTP biosynthetic process; pyrimidine nucleobase biosynthetic process. Gene Ontology annotation, cellular component: cytoophidium; cytoplasm. Gene Ontology annotation, molecular function: identical protein binding; CTP synthase activity. The transcript is spliced from 3 exons. The coding region runs from base 118 to 1980 and encodes 620 amino acids. NCBI's taxonomy places the organism in Eukaryota, Metazoa, Arthropoda, Insecta, Diptera, Ceratopogonidae.